AGACAACUCUGUCGCCCAAACGAACGCAAAGAUGAGUGGGAACAACCUUGUAGCCGUGGUAACCGGUGCUAACAAAGGCGUGGGUUUUGCAAUAGUUCGUGGUCUAUGUAAGCAGUUCAAGGGCGAUGUCUUUUUAACAGCUAGAAAUGAGGAACUUGGUAUCAAAGCCGUGGAGGAUCUGAAAAAAGAGGGCUUGCACCCAAAGUUCCACAUUUUGGAUCUCACAAAGCCCGAAACCAUCAAUAAACUUAAGAUAUUCCUCCAAGAAACAUACGGAGGACUGGACCUACUGGUGAACAAUGCUGGUAUAGCCUAUAAGGUUUCAUCUACUGCUCCAUUUGGAGAGCAGGCAGAGGUCACAGUUAGAACCAACUUUACAGGAACACUAGACGUGUGUGAAUCACUAUUUCCCAUACUUCGACCACAUGCACGAGUGGUUAAUGUCUCUAGUUUGGUCUCACUAAGUGCAGUGAAAAAGUGCAGUGACAAAUUGAGGAAAAAAUUUGUGGAUCCAAACCUUUCUAUGGAGGAACUCAAAUCUCUUCUAAAUGACUUUGUUGUUGAAGCUAAAAAGGGUUCUCACCAGCAGGCUGGCUGGCCAAACACAGCCUAUGGGACAUCAAAAAUUGGAGUAACAGCCAUGUCGAUUAUCCAGCAGCAAGAACUUCUCAAGGACUCAAGGACAGAUAUUGUAGUGAAUGCAUGUUGCCCAGGCUAUGUGAAUACUGAUAUGUCUUCACACAAAGGAACAAAGACUAUUGACCAAGGUGCUGACACUCCACUGUACCUUGCAAUGCUACCACCAAAUACAUUGAGCCCAAAAGGCAAUUACGUCUCCGACCGUAAGAUUGGCAAAUGGGAGUGAAAGACUGGCAAGGUUACCUCUAAAAACAACUAAGGGUCAUUAUGUCUCUCAAAAGGAUAUCACAAGAUGGAAAAACUGGACAAUCAAAUCAAGUUCAUUCAUUGAUUAAUCUAUAAGCACCAGUUGUUUAAAACUUCUGCAAAAGACUUAUUGAAUAGCUUGAUGAAACAAAUUAACCACAUUGACUUUAAAUUUGUUUCUUGAUUCAGAAUAAUGUUGCAGUUUUUACAUUGAAGCAAAUUGAACAAUUCCCAAAGGUUAUUGUAUAUAACUAUUAUAUAUAUAUGUUAUAUGUUAUGAGGAGCAGCUAAGCUGUGAAAAUGCUGUGCAAAAUGCUAACUUAACUUUUUCUUUUGUUUUUUUAACAAUUUUCUUUAUAUAUUAUAGUAUAUAUUGAGAGUUUCAUAUUUCAUGCAACCAGAUCAGGUGAGAAUUAUAGCUUCAGAUUACCACCCCGGUAAGUAAAUUGAAUCGGAAAACAUUGUAAAAGGUUGAGGAUCUUUAUCAUUAUUUAAUUACAUACUGUUGUACUGUACAUAUAUAUCUUUGUUUAUUAAUAAACAUGGUUUUACACUCAU
Messenger RNA from Ylistrum balloti, 1443 nucleotides. RefSeq names its product carbonyl reductase [NADPH] 1-like. Bases 32 to 865 code for a protein of 277 amino acids. NCBI's taxonomy places the organism in Eukaryota, Metazoa, Mollusca, Bivalvia, Pectinida, Pectinidae. The record is from RefSeq and is a predicted model, not a curated record. Gene Ontology annotation, molecular function: carbonyl reductase (NADPH) activity. The transcript is spliced from 8 exons.